UAUUCGACUAUGCCGAGACUGUAGUGUUCCGUCGCGCCAAGUCGGAAGUGGCGGGCACGUUGAUUAGGCGUCCUGGGACCUGUUGUGCUCGAUACCUGCACAGCUGAAGAACUGGACGCUGCUCCAUCUAAAAACCCGAGGAUUUUGCUUUCACCUCAGCCAAGAGCCGCGCUAGCCAGUGGCGACCAUUUACCCCUGGAGCUGCGCGUUUGCAAGAGAGCUGAGACUUUAACACGCCAUACCACGCAUAGAGCAAAGCUCAUCGACAGGUCGGCUUGGGCAGCAGCCGCACGUUUCCUCCCCGUUGGCUGGGCGGCUUUGUAGCCCCAGUUAUUCGCUUCCAUGGCCAUCCUGGGCAGAGGCCGAGAACACGAUGUCCCCUCUUGGGGAGAAAAUUUUAAAAAAGAGGCGACGAAAAAAGACCAAAUGACAUGGACGGGGGCUCUCCGGAUUGUGUCUGUCCUUCCAUACCGCGGUGCUAGCAUUCCAGCUCGGACAGGGCACCAACAGCGCAGUUUUUGCCCGCCGCCUAAGCUGAAUUGCUGGAUCUGUACGAGCAGAAGCUCUCCGGAAUACUCCGUAUUAGCAUGCAUGCUUGUGUAUAUCGAGUGCGCCAUGCUCGCUGACUGCAAUCAGGCCUUGAAAGCUUUUCGGGAGGGUGCACCAGCGCCAUCACCGAAAGUCAAAUCUCUUGCGCCUAUGCAUGCACGUACGAAGGCUCCAGUUAAAUACCACCCCGUACGACGGUACAUGCCUGCGAUGCAUGUGCAUGCGCACCAAACUAACUAUGCACGCACAUCGCUGAUCAGGUCGUAACCCACAAGAUCAUGAACGCGUAGCUGGCGGGAGCAAAGGCUGUGUUGAUGCGGGCGAGUCUUCAGAGGGGAUUCUCUUCACGGAGCUCGACGUAGCACCAAGCCAUGAGCCGA
Trichoderma asperellum CBS 433.97 is the source of this 929-nucleotide messenger RNA. The record is from RefSeq and is a predicted model, not a curated record. NCBI's taxonomy places the organism in Eukaryota, Fungi, Ascomycota, Sordariomycetes, Hypocreales, Hypocreaceae.